CGGGCCGGGGGCGGGGCCCGGCUCGGACCACGCGGGGCGGAGCCCGGGAGCUGACGCGACCGCUCCGCCCCCCGGGCCUUAACCGGCCGCCGCCGCCGCCGUGGACCGAGCGCGGAGAGCAGGAGGCUCGGACCGAAGGCCGACGCCGGGCGCCCCGCCUCCCCGCCUCCCCGCCUGCCAUGGCCAAGCCCCGUGCUCUGGCGGCCGCCGCACCCGCGUCCGGAAAGGCCAAGCUGACGCACCCGGGGAAGGCGAUCCUGGCAGGCGGCCUGGCGGGCGGCAUUGAAAUUUGCAUCACCUUCCCCACCGAAUACGUGAAGACACAGUUGCAGCUGGACGAGCGCUCGCACCCUCCGCGGUACCGGGGUAUUGGGGACUGCGUGCGGCAGACAGUCCGCAGCCAUGGCGUCCUGGGCCUGUACCGAGGCCUCAGCUCCCUGCUCUACGGCUCCAUCCCCAAAGCGGCCGUCAGGUUCGGGAUGUUUGAGUUCCUCAGCAACCACAUGCGAGAUCCCCAGGGACGCCUGGACAGCACCCGGGGACUGCUGUGCGGCCUGGGUGCUGGUGUGGCGGAAGCUGUAGUGGUCGUGUGCCCCAUGGAGACCAUCAAGGUGAAGUUCAUCCACGACCAGACCUCUCCCAACCCCAAGUACAGAGGAUUCUUCCACGGGGUCAGGGAGAUUGUGCGAGAACAAGGGCUGAAGGGGACCUACCAGGGCCUCACAGCCACCGUGCUGAAGCAGGGAUCUAACCAGGCCAUCCGCUUCUUCGUCAUGACUUCCCUGCGAAACUGGUACAAGGGGGACAACCCCAACAAGCCCAUGAACCCACUGAUCACCGGAGUGUUUGGAGCUGUCGCUGGCGCAGCCAGUGUCUUCGGGAACACUCCUCUGGACGUGAUCAAGACCCGGAUGCAGGGCUUGGAGGCGCACAAAUACCGGAAUACGUGGGACUGUGGCUUGCAGAUCCUGAGGAAUGAGGGGCUCAAGGCAUUCUACAAGGGCACCAUCCCCCGCCUGGGCCGGGUCUGCCUGGACGUGGCCAUCGUGUUUGUCAUCUACGAUGAAGUGGUGAAGCUACUCAACAAAGUGUGGAAGACAGACUGAGUCCCCGAGGGGGUCUGCAUGGGGGUUGGCCGAGGUGCCUCCAGACCAGUCCCCACUGCCCUCUUCUCACGAUUCUAGUGCAGUCGUGCCAAAAGGCCCCUUUUCCCUGUUCCUUGCACUCCAUGGCCUGGGUCUGUCCCCUGCAGCCAUCGAGUCCACAUGUCCCUUAGUGCCAGGUGUCCCGUGGUGUGUUAUGACACCACCAUUGUGUCCAUGUGUCCGGCCAAGGCUGGGUGUCCCUCUGGCCUGUGAAUCUGUGCCCACUUGUCCAUGUGCUUACUCAUGAGCCGUGUGCCUGUGUUUCAUGUUCUGUGUGACGUGACCUUGUGCCCCACUUCCCGGGGUGCCCAUGUGGCUUGGGUCCACGGCCCUGUAGCCAUGGCCCGGUCCCAGCCCGGUGCCUUCCACCCUGGGCAGCAGGGGCAUGUGCCCCGGCCUACCACAGCUGCCUCCGGGCCUCAGCCUGGCCUCACCGCAUUCCAGGGGCUACAUGCCCCCUGCUUCUCCCACCACUGGCCUUAACUGGCCCUUGGGCCCUCCCUCCGCCCGGGACAGGUUGGCACCUGCCACUCUCAGGACCACCCUCCCAUGGCAGAAUAAACCGGAUCCUGUCGCAG
Zalophus californianus (California sea lion) is the source of this 1723-nucleotide messenger RNA. RefSeq names its product solute carrier family 25 member 1 (gene SLC25A1). NCBI's taxonomy places the organism in Eukaryota, Metazoa, Chordata, Mammalia, Carnivora, Otariidae. Bases 180 to 1106 code for a protein of 308 amino acids. The transcript is spliced from 9 exons. The record is from RefSeq and is a predicted model, not a curated record. Gene Ontology annotation, biological process: mitochondrial citrate transmembrane transport.